Medicago truncatula (barrel medic) is the source of this 1193-nucleotide messenger RNA. Its product is annotated as cationic peroxidase 1. The coding region runs from base 104 to 1054 and encodes 316 amino acids. Gene Ontology annotation, molecular function: peroxidase activity; heme binding. The transcript has 4 exons. Gene Ontology annotation, biological process: response to oxidative stress; hydrogen peroxide catabolic process. The record is from RefSeq and is a predicted model, not a curated record. Lineage: Eukaryota; Viridiplantae; Streptophyta; Magnoliopsida; Fabales; Fabaceae.
UUUCAAGGCCUUAACCACACACAAGCACUAAUUAUAAAUCUCUCAUUUCUCUUCAUCUUCUAAUAAAUAAUUCUUUCUUGAAGUAUAAAUUGCAUUUGCCAUUAUGAACCUUCCAAUCACCAAAGUUCAUUUUAUUGUACUCUUUUGCCUUAUUGGCACAAUUUCAGCUCAAUUAUCCUCUAAUUUUUACUUCAGAACGUGUCCUCUUGUGCUUUCAACCAUUAAAAAAGAAGUAAUUUCUGCUUUGAUCAAUGAACGUCGCAUGGGAGCCUCUCUACUCCGUCUUCAUUUCCAUGAUUGUUUUGUUCAAGGAUGUGAUGCAUCAGUACUUUUGGACGAUACAUCAAGUUUCAGAGGUGAAAAAACAGCAGGUCCAAACGCUAAUUCACUGAGAGGCUUUGAUGUAAUUGACAAAAUAAAGUCUGAAGUAGAGAAGUUAUGCCCUAAUACUGUCUCUUGUGCUGAUAUUCUUGCUGUGGCAGCAAGAGAUUCCGUGGUGGCGCUUGGUGGACUUAGUUGGACUGUUCAAUUGGGAAGAAGGGAUUCAACCACAGCAAGUUUUGGUUUAGCUAACUCAGAUUUACCUGGUCCUGGUUCUGAUCUAAGUGGCCUUAUCAAUGCUUUUAACAAUAAAGGUUUCACACCCAAAGAAAUGGUUGCUUUAUCAGGAUCACACACAAUUGGUGAAGCUAGUUGUAGAUUCUUCAGAACAAGGAUUUACAAUGAAAACAACAUAGAUUCAUCUUUUGCAAAUUCAUUGCAAUCAAGUUGUCCCAGAACAGGUGGUGAUUUAAAUUUGUCCCCACUUGACACAACCUCUCCAAAUACAUUUGACAAUGCUUAUUUCAAGAACUUGCAAAACCAAAAAGGUCUCUUUCACUCUGAUCAAGUGCUUUUCGAUGAAGUAACCACAAAAUCACAAGUUAAUUCUUAUGUUAGAAACCCUUUGAGUUUCAAAGUUGAUUUUGCCAAUGCAAUGUUCAAAAUGGCGAACCUUGGCCCACUUACGGGGUCUAGUGGUCAAGUUCGAAAAAAUUGUAGGAGUGUCAACUAAAAUUCUUGGCCUUCUAUUGUAUAAGUGCAAUACAAGGUUAUAAGCUACUCUCUAUAUUGUAAUCAUAAAUCGCAUCAAACUCAAUGUCAUAUCGUCAAUCAGUAUCAAUAAUAAUGUUGGUACCUAUUUAAUUACUUAA